AUGUGGCAACCAAUGACAAGCCAGGCAGGGCAUAUUCCCGCAAAAAUUGGUGAUCGUUCCCUGGGAAGGCGGGUGUUUUACUCAGUUUGGCGCAAUUUCUCCAGCCUGUACGGACGUAGGACUCCUGUCCAGAUAAAGACAGAUCCUUGACUUUCCUUUUUUCAACGCGAAUUUUAACUAACACCUUCAUCAUGUUUGAAGCCAGACUUGUCCAGGGAUCUAUGUUGAAAAAGAUCAUGGAGUCGAUAAAAGAUCUCCUGACAGAAGCAAUUUUUGAUUGUUCCAGCACUGGCAUUACUUUGCAGGCAAUGGACAGUUCUCACGUCAGUCUUGUCGCUAUGAGUAUGAAGUCCGAUGGGUUCGACACCUACCGGUGUGACAGAAACCUGUCAAUGGGAAUCCACUUACCAAGUCUGUCCAAAAUAAUGAGAUGCGCUGGAAAUGAUGACAUCAUAACAAUGAAGGCUGCUGAUGAAGCUGACACCGUGUCCCUGGUUUUUGAGGCUCCAAAUCAAGAGAAAGUGUCAGACUAUGAAAUGAAGUUGAUUGACUUGGAUACUGAGCAUCUUGGAAUUCCAGAGACAGAAUACAGCUGUAUUGUGAAGUUGCCAAGUGCUGAGUUUCAGAGAAUUUGCAGAGAUCUCAGUCAGCUGGGAGAUUCAGUUGUCAUCGCUUGCACCAAAGAGGGUGUCAAGUUUUCGGCAAGUGGAGAACUGGGCACUGGGAACAUUAAACUAUCUCAGAAUGCAAGCACGGACAAAGAAGAAGAAGCUGUUGUUGUUGAUAUGAAUGAGGCCGUCUGCUUGACUUUCGCCCUGCGUUAUCUCAACUUUUUCACAAAGGCCACUCCACUCUCUCCGCAAGUUACCCUCUCAAUGUCACAAGAUGUACCAUUGGUGGUGGAGUACAAGAUUGCUGACAUGGGAUACCUCAGAUUCUACCUUGCCCCCAAGAUUGAGGAUCAAGAACAGCAAGAAUAAGUGUCUGUUCCAGUCGUUGCUAUACAUUUUGCUUAUUUCUAUUCAUCAUGGUAUCAAUACACGAGGUUCAUAUUUUUGACCAUUCUUUGUAUUGUGGAUACUUUAUAUAGUAUGAGUAUGAGAAUCACUGUAAAUAAACUCUUCAUGUCAUCUUGCAA
Messenger RNA from Aplysia californica (California sea hare), 1138 nucleotides. Its product is annotated as proliferating cell nuclear antigen. Gene Ontology annotation, cellular component: PCNA complex. The transcript is spliced from 6 exons. Bases 192 to 980 code for a protein of 262 amino acids. The record is from RefSeq and is a predicted model, not a curated record. Gene Ontology annotation, biological process: leading strand elongation; translesion synthesis; regulation of DNA replication. Gene Ontology annotation, molecular function: DNA polymerase processivity factor activity; DNA binding. NCBI's taxonomy places the organism in Eukaryota, Metazoa, Mollusca, Gastropoda, Aplysiida, Aplysiidae.